AUCAAAGUCCAGUAUGGCAUGCUUUUUGAUACAGUGAAACAAAUGUCGUUUCAGAGUUUACAAGAAGAUAUUCAAAAUUAUUUUGAAAGUCAUCUUCAAGGACUUCAGAACCAGGUCAGAAAUCAUCUCCAGAAGUCAUAUUCUGUGCAUAAAGUAGAAGUGGAUGCAAAAGUGAUUAAUGUUGGGGAGUCUUUGCUGGACUGUGGCCUUUGCGAAAGUGAUGAAUUUUGCAAUUUCCAAAAGACACCUUCACAAUGUGAAAAAUGCACAUUGUGUCCUGCUGGUUUUUUCCAAAUGGCCGAGUGUUCUGCAAACUCUGAUCGGAUUUGCCAGGACAGAGAUGAAUGCACUGAAUCUCCAAGCAUUUGUGGUGAGAGGAUAAAAUGUCUGAAUACUCCAGGUAAGUUAUGUUCUCUGAUAAUUGAAGAAUUAAGACAAUUAGAUCUUCAGGAACAGGCCAAAGAGAUAGCUAAGGACUCAGGCGUGUAUGUGUGUGAGUGAUGACCUGCUCAUAUUGCUGAAAUCAAAGGGGCUGAAAAACACUCAGCUGUAUGUUGAUAGCAGUUGUUGUGGAUAGUGGGCUAUUCAGGACAUUAUAUCCACUGGGAGCACUGGGUGGUCCCUCUUACCUUAUUUUCGUGGGGUUUUAGAUGCUUUGGUUUUAAUUUUCACUUAUGACCUGACUUUCUUCUUGUUUAUACUGGUGCGAGUGGGGUCAAAAUCAAAUAUAUUAUUUCUAAUGGAGAAAAAUUGUUGUCAUUUUCCUUCUGCUGCACUAGGGUAGUUAUUUGAUUUGAU
Pterocles gutturalis (yellow-throated sandgrouse) is the source of this 798-nucleotide messenger RNA. RefSeq names its product cysteine-rich with EGF-like domain protein 2. Lineage: Eukaryota; Metazoa; Chordata; Aves; Pterocliformes; Pteroclidae. The coding region runs from base 19 to 501 and encodes 160 amino acids. The transcript has 2 exons. The record is from RefSeq and is a predicted model, not a curated record. Gene Ontology annotation, molecular function: protein binding.